Molecule: messenger RNA, 761 nt
Organism: Camellia sinensis
Lineage: Eukaryota; Viridiplantae; Streptophyta; Magnoliopsida; Ericales; Theaceae
Source: RefSeq, a predicted model, not a curated record
AGGUAAAAAGUAUAAUAAAAAAACUUAAUAGUUGCUUAUAGAACUCUGAAAAAACUUAUAAGAAACUGGGUUGUCAAUGUGUUUUUGGACUUGUGUUGCUAUCAAAUCUGAAAUCCAACCACUACUUUGGACUUGUGCUGUUAUCAUAACCCAAUCUGCUAGCUUGCUGGAUAACAACAUUCAAUGAUAUAAUACCUUGGUACCUAUUAAUGGUGCUGCAUGUUUUUGGACUUAGCAUCAACAUGGAUUGUCCUGAGGCUUAUCAGGGAUGGUUUUGAAGCGCCUCUCUGUAGAACUUCCUGGCCUACUACCAUUGGUCGCCCUUCAGUGUUUGAAUUUACAGGUGAUUAUGAAUAUAUAGAUGUUUUGAUGAAGGACAGCAAUGGUGGUGGUGAUGAAACAGUGAGGUUGAUAGUGGACAUGGAUCUCAGGUCUCAGUUUGAGCUAGCAAGGCCUACUUCAACAUACUCAGAGCUCACAGCUUCUCUGCCUUUCAUAUUUGUUGGGAGUGAAGAGAAACUAAUGGAGAUAAUAUGUUUGGUUUGCUUAGCAAAUAGCAUCAACAAUUUUCUCAAGACUACUCAGAGACGGAAUUUAGAUUUGAUUGUAUUGUUCAGCUACUGCCAAAUUUAGGGGAUGUUUGUUAUAGCUUUUUGUUUUUUGAAAAGAAAAAAAAAUUAAAAUCAUGAAAACUUGUUUGAUAGAAGUAUUGUUUUCGUGUUCCUAUAUGAAUUGUUGAGGCUGUGCCUCAAAGUUAUGUU